CCGGGCGCUCGGCGUCCCCCCCCUCACUCGCGCGUUAGGAGGCUUGGCUCGUUGUGCUGCGCCUUGUUCCCGCCUGCGUCAGGGACCUUCCCGACUCAGUGGCCGCCAUGGCAUCAGACGAAGGCAAGCUUUUCGUCGGAGGGCUGAGUUUUGAUACCAACGAGCAGUCGCUGGAGCAGGUCUUCUCAAAAUACGGACAGAUCUCUGAAGUGGUGGUCGUGAAAGACAGGGAGACCCAGCGAUCACGAGGCUUUGGGUUUGUCACCUUUGAGAACAUUGACGAUGCCAAGGACGCCAUGAUGGCCAUGAAUGGGAAGUCUGUGGACGGGCGACAGAUCCGAGUAGACCAGGCUGGCAAGUCGUCUGACAACCGAUCCCGUGGGUAUCGAGGUGGCUCCGCUGGGGGCCGGGGCUUCUUCCGAGGAGGCCGAGGCCGGGGCCGUGGGUUCUCCAGAGGAGGAGGGGAUCGAGGCUAUGGGGGGAGCCGGUUUGAGUCCAGGAGUGGGGGUUAUGGAGGCUCCAGAGACUACUACAGCAGCCGGAGUCAAGGUGGCGGCUAUGGUGACCGGAGCUCGGGCGGGUCCUACAGAGACAGCUACGACAGUUACGGUAAGUCCCGCUCCGAGGGCACCAUGCUGCCGGGGCCUGCGGCGGGAGCUCAGUAAGGCUUGGCGCCCUCUGCGAGCGACACUCAGACUUUUGUCACCGUGCUUGCCCGUAAGGGACAAGACUGCGCUCUCGGUCUCUGUGCCAGCAGCCAUUUCUACUCCAAAACGUAAAGGCAAAAGCAGACUGACUAAGAAGGAAAGGGAGAGUGAGGGCCCCCCGAGCAGGCAGCAUCCGUGCAUGUGCGGCCGCCUGGCCCUGCAGCCCUGCCCUCAGCUGUGGGGGGGGUUGGUGACUCCCGAGGCUGCAGGGCCGAGCCCUCCAGGUCUGGACCCGGGAGUGGAAUGCUGCGUCUUGUUGCGUGCUUCAGUGCCUUUACACUGUCCCUGCUUCUUGUUCUCAGCUACACACAACGAGUAAAAAUCCUUCCUGCUCAAGAUCGUCCUUCCAAUGGCUGUAUAUUUAAAGAUUUUGGGAGCUUCGCUGAAUCGUUAAUGUGUAGUGAACACACCUCCUUGUACCCCACUUUUGUAGUCUUAUCCGUUCUGAUCUUGUCAAACACAGCCUGACUGCUUCUGACCCCCAGAUGGCCUCAUUACUAGAGUUUUCUUUUUAAGGAAGCGCUGUCCGUUUUUAAGGGUUUUAAAAACGUUUUGAAAAGCACUUCAGAAUUUUUUUUUUUUUCUUUUUACCAUGAGCCAUAAGUUUUUUAGGAAAUCAUUGGGGGUUGUGUGGGUUUCGGUUUUGGUUGUGUUGCCUUUUUUGUUUCUCUUUUUAGUGGGGUCAGGCCCGUGAAGUUGGGGGCCCCGAUUAACUUCUCUUAAGAUUGAACGGACUCUGAAUCCGCUUUUUGUCGGAAGCUGAGCAAGCUGUGGCUUUUUUCCAACUCUGUGUAAUGUUUCUGAGUGUAGCUGGUAGGACCCAUCCUGGGGCAGUAGCAGAGGUGCUCUGGCUGCCCUGGGCCUGGCCUGUACGGCCCUUCUGUGCUAUGUAUGACCCACAGUAGACUUGCAGACGUCCCCUCGAGAGGUUCUUGAAAAUGUUUAUUUAUAUUGUCCUUUUUUACUGGAAGACGUAUGCAUAUCCCAUUGAUGUUGUAUUUGAAGUGGUUAAGGAAUUCUUGUACGCAGUUUUCUUUGGCUUUACGAAGCCGAUUAAAAGACCGUCUGAAAUGAA
Messenger RNA from Callorhinus ursinus (northern fur seal), 1782 nucleotides. It is a transcript of the gene CIRBP, whose product is annotated as cold inducible RNA binding protein. NCBI's taxonomy places the organism in Eukaryota, Metazoa, Chordata, Mammalia, Carnivora, Otariidae. Gene Ontology annotation, molecular function: RNA binding. The record is from RefSeq and is a predicted model, not a curated record.